GAAAGAAGAAGAGGAAAACCUCACAUUAAGGGAACUUAAUCUGGCCACUGUGGCUCCAGCAUUGAAACUGAGCAUCUUCUGAAGCUAGCAAGAACUCGUGAACGCUCAUGAAAUAAGCCAUUCAGUUUCUGUCUAACUGUUGAGCUGGAAAACCUUCGUUCACCAGGAUGUGCGGUCACGUAGAGAGACUGGUUUUAGUCUCUUUUCUCUUCAUGACAUCUUCACCGGUUGCAGAUGGUCAGAUCAGACUAGCUGGGUCUGGGUCCACUCGGUGCUCUGGAAGAGUUGAAAUCUAUCACAGUGGCUCCUGGGGAACAGUGUGUGAUGAUGACUGGGACUUAAAUGAUGCUGGCGUGGUCUGCAGACAGCUGGGCUGUGGGGCAGCAGAGAGUGUCCAUCAAUCAGCUCACUUUGGUCAAGGUACAGGACAAAUCUGGCUUGAUAAUGUGGCCUGUUCAGGAACUGAAAGUUCUCUAACCGCGUGUCAACACAGAGGAUUUGGGACACAUAACUGUGGGCAUAGUGAGGAUGCUGGUGUCACAUGUUCAGUUGGCCAGAUAAGAUUAGUUGGAUCAACUCGGUGCUCUGGAAGAGUUGAAAUCUAUCACAGUGGCUCCUGGGGAACAGUGUGUGAUGAUGACUGGGACUUAAAUGAUGCAAAAGUGGUCUGCAGACAGCUGGGCUGUGGGGCAGCAGUGAAUGCCUAUCCAUCAGCUCACUUUGGUCAAGGUACAGGACAAAUUUGGCUUGAUGAUGUGGCCUGUUCAGGAAGUGAAAGCUCUCUAACUGCAUGUCGCUACAGUGGAUUUGGGACACAUAACUGUGGGCAUGGUGAGGAUGCUGGCGUUGCCUGUUUAGACAAACCAAAACCCAGGAUUUCCAUCAAUCCUUCUGGUCAAGUUACCUGGGGUCAGAAUGUCGCUAUCACAUGUUCGAUCACAGGUGAUCAGUUAAGUGGAGCAUUUAUCUUCACAAAGACCUCAGGCUCAUUCAGCAGGAGAAUAACAUCAAGCAGAAACGCUGCUACCCUCAGUAUCUCUAAUGUAAACCUUGACAAUGAGGGAUCAUACCAGUGUCAGUUUCAGAGGGAUUUGAUUCCAGACUCCAACGCCCCUCUAAGUGAUUCUGUGAGACUCUCAGUGACAGUCAACCUCCCAAAGCCCAGAAUCACCAAGAAUAUUAUUGGUGCAGUAACCUGGGGUCAAGCUGUUACCAUCACUUGUUCAAUAUCAACUCAGCAUUUAGGUGGAACAUUCACUCUGCAGCAGACCUCAGGCCCAUUCAGAAAAAGCCAAACAUCGAGCACAAACUCUGUUACCUUUAAUAUCCCUCAAGUGACCUUCAGUAACGAGGGAUCGUACCAGUGUCAGUAUCAGACAAGAGUUUCAAGUCGAGACUUCAGAUCCCCACAGAGUGAUUCUAUGAGAGUUUCUGUUACUGUGAUCCUGCCAAAGCCCAGCAUCUCCAUGAUUCCUGUGGGGAAUGUGACCUGGGGCCAAACUGCUAGCAUCACUUGUUCAAUCUCAACUCAGCAUUUAGGUGGAACAUUCACUCUGCAGCAGAGCUCAGGCUCAUUCAGAAAAAGCCAAACAUCGAGCACAAACUCUGUUACCUUUAAUAUCCCUCAAGUGACCUUCAGUAAUGAGGGAUCGUACCAGUGUCAGUAUCAGACAAGGAUUUCAGGUCGAGACUUCAGCUCCCCUCAGAGUGACCCUGUCAGAGUUUCUGUUACUGUAAUCCUCCCAAAGCCCAGCAUCUCUAAGAGUCCAGUUGGAGAGUUGACCUGGGGUCAAGACGUUAGCAUCACUUGUUCAAUCUCAACUCAGCAUUUAGGUGGAACAUUCACUCUGCAGCAGACCUCAGGCUCAUUCAGGAAAAGCCAAACAUCGAGCACAAACUCUGUUACCUUCAAUAUCCCUCAAGUGACCUUCAGUAACGAGGGAUCGUACCAGUGUCAGUAUCAGACAAGAGUUUCAAGUCGAGACUUCAGAUCCCCACAGAGUGAUUCUAUGAGAGUUUCUGUUACUGUGAUCCUGCCAAAGCCCAGCAUCUCCAUGAUUCCUGUGGGGAAUGUGACCUGGGGCCAAACUGCUAGCAUCACUUGUUCAAUCUCAACUCAGCAUUUAGGUGGAACAUUCACUCUGCAGCAGACCUCAGGCUCAUUCAGGAAAAGCCAAACAUCGAGCACAAACUCUGUUACCUUCAAUAUCCCUCAAGUGACCUUCAGUAACGAGGGAUCGUACCAGUGUCAGUAUCAGACAAGAGUUUCAAGUCGAGACUUCAGAUCCCCACAGAGUGAUUCUAUGAGAGUUUCUGUUACUGUGAUCCUGCCAAAGCCCAGCAUCUCCAUGAUUCCAGUGGGGAAUGUGACCUGGGGCCAAACUGCUAGCAUCACUUGUUCAAUCUCAACUCAGCAUUUAGGUGGAACAUUCACUCUGCAGCAGAGCUCAGGCUCAUUCAGGAAAAGCCAAACAUCGAGCACAAACUCUGUUACCUUCAAUAUCCCUCAAGUGACCUUCAGUAAUGAGGGAUCGUACCAGUGUCAAUAUCAGACAAGGAUUUCAAUUCGAGACUUCAGAUCCCCACAGAGUGACCCUGUCAGACUCUCUGUUACUGUGAUCCUCCCAAAGCCAAGUAUCUCUAAGAGUCCAACUGGAGAGUUGACCUGGGGUCAAGACGUUAGCAUCACUUGUUCAAUCUCCACUCAGCAUUUAGGUGGAACAUUCACUCUGCAGCAGACCUCAGGCUCAUUCAGGAAAAGCCAAACAUCGAGCACAAACUCUGUUACCUUCAAUAUCCCUCAAGUGACCUUCAGUAACGAGGGAUCGUACCAGUGUCAGUAUCAGACAAGAGUUUCAAGUCGAGACUUCAGAUCCCCACAGAGUGAUUCUAUGAGAGUUUCUGUUACUGUGAUCCUGCCAAAGCCCAGCAUCUCCAUGAUUCCUGUGGGGAAUGUGACCUGGGGCCAAACUGCUAGCAUCACUUGUUCAAUCUCAACUCAGCAUUUAGGUGGAACAUUCACUCUGCAGCAGAGCUCAGGCUCAUUCAGGAAAAGCCAAACAUCGAGCACAAACUCUGUUACCUUCAAUAUCCCUCAAGUGACCUUCAGUAACGAGGGGUCGUACCAGUGUCAGUAUCAGACAAGGAUUUCAAGUCGAGACUUCAGGUCCCCACAAAGUGAUUCUGUUAGAGUUUCUAUUUCUGUGAUCCUGCCAAAGCCCAGCAUCUCCAUGAUUCCAGUGGGGAAUGUGACCUGGGGCCAAACUGUUAGCAUCACUUGUUCAAUCUCAACUCAGCAUUUAGGUGGAACAUUCACUCUGCAGCAGAGCUCAGGCUCAUUCAGAAAAAGCCAAACAUCGAGCACAAACUCUGUUACCUUUAAUAUCCCUCAAGUGACCUUCAGUAAUGAGGGAUCGUACCAGUGUCAGUAUCAGACAAGAGUUUCAAGUCGAGACUUCAGAUCCCCGCAGAGUGACACUGUCAGAGUUUCUGUUACUGUAAUCCUCCCAAAGCCCAGCAUCUCUAAGAGUCCAGUUGGAGAGUUGACCUGGGGUCAAGACGUUAGCAUCACUUGUUCAAUCUCAACUCAGCAUUUAGGUGGAACAUUCACUCUGCAGCAGACCUCAGGCUCAUUCAGGAAAAGCCAAACAUCGAGCACAAACUCUGUUACCUUCAACAUCCCUCAAGUGAAUUUCAAUAACGAGGGAUCGUACCAGUGUCAGUAUCAGACAAGGAUUUCAGGCCGGGAAUUCAGCUCCCCUCAAAGUGACUCAAUCAGACUCUCUGUUACUGUAAUCCUUCCAAAGCCCAGCAUCUCUACGACUCCAGUUGGACAGUUGACCUGGGGUCAAGACGUUAGCAUCACUUGUUCAAUCUCAACUCAGCAUUUAGGUGGAACAUUUACUCUGCAGCAGAGCUCAGGCUCAUUCAGGAAAAGCCAAAUAUCGAGUGCAACCUCAGUUACAUUCAACAUUACUGAAGUGAAUUUCAAUAACGAAGGAUUGUAUCAGUGUCAAUAUCAGACAAGGAUUUCAAGUCAAGACUUCAGAUCCCCACAAAGUGAUUCUGUCAGAGUUUCUGUUACUGUAAUCCUCCCAAAUCCCACCAUCUCAACAAACACUGGUGGUGCAGUAACCUGGGGUCAAGAUGUUAGCAUCACUUGUUCAAUCUCAACUCAGCAUUUAGGUGGAACAUUCACUCUGCAGCAGAGCUCAGGCUCAUUCAGGAAAAGCCAAACAUCGAGCACAAACUCUGCUGUCUUUAGAAUCCCUGAAGUGAACUUCAGUAACGAGGGAUUGUAUCAGUGCCACUAUCACACAAGGGUUUCAGGGCGAGAAUUCAGCUCCCCUCAAAGCAGUUCUGUCAGAAUAUCUGUUACAUUGAUCCUCCCAAAGCCCAGUGUCUUUGUGAUUCCUGUGGGGAAGGUGACCUGGGGACAUCACGUCAGCAUCACUUGUUCAAUCUCAACUCAGCAUUUAGGUGGAACAUUCACUCUGCAGCAGACCUCAGGCUCAUUCAGGAAAAGCCAAACAUCGAGUACAAACUCUGCUUCCUUCAAUAUCACUCAAGUGACCUUCAGUAAUGUGGGAUCAUACCAGUGUCAGUAUCAGACAAGAGUUUCAAGUCGAGACUUCAGCUCCCCAGAAAGUGACCCUGUCGGAUUGUCUGUUGCAGUGACACUGCAGCAGCCCAGCAUCUGCCUGACAUCUCCUAACACCGGGCUGGUCUGUGGUCCUGAAGGUGCAGAGGUCAUCAGAGGUGACGACUUUGUCUUCACCUGCUCCAUUUCCUCCCACUUUCCUGGAGGGGUUUUCUCUCUCAUCUUCUCAGGCUCCAACAUCACCGAGACCAAGCCAGCUAUCAAUAACUCAGCCUCCUUUAGUUUUCCUGAAGCUGACUAUGAACACCAGGGCAACUAUAGCUGUGUGUAUGAGGUCGUAGUCGUCUCGAGGACAUUCACCUCAACCUUCACAGCAAUGAGUGUCACCAUUAAGAAGGCUGGAUUGAAGCUGUACUUAAUGGGUAUGACCAUGCUUGUCUCAGUCUCAGCAACCUUAUUGCUGCUUCUGCUGGUCUUGCCUGUGGUCUUUCUGGUCUGCAGGAGAAGGAGACAAGUGGAGAAGUCUGAAGACCUUGUCCAUUUUCAAAUUAUUUCAAACAAUUACACCACUGAUGGUGAGGAAGAGCCGCAUUAUAUCAGCUUUAAGCAGAACAACACAACGAAGAAGGUGGAUCAAGAACAGUGUAUGGAGAGAGUUGUGUGUGAAGAGGAUCAUGAUCAUGAGUGAAAAAGAAAAUGAAAGGGCUGCCAACUUUUUCUUUUCAGUUGGAGUAGAAGGUGGGGGAGCUGAAAGGUCCCUUUAAAUUGUUUAUAAGUGUGACUGUGUGUUCAAAAAUAGAAUAAAUACCACAGCACGAUAAUACUUUUAAUAAUUCAGUCAUUAUCAGCCCAAAUUUGCUCUCUGUGUUGCUUAGAAAAAGAUUUCUUAGUUUAUAAAUAAUUAUGAAACACUCAGCAAAAACUGAGACUUAAAGUCUCAGUAUUUGCAUUAUUAAUCAUUAUCGCAGGUCAAGGUCAUAGGUCACUGUUCUAUCAUAGGACUCAGUGUUUAAAUGUAAUGAUAAUUGAUUAUUCUUUCUAAAUUAAAAUGCCAAUGAGACGUGUACCAAAUAUUGAUACAAUUAUCAAAUACUAACUUUGAUUAUUUGUACGUUUAUUUUUAUAGUUGUUCACUUUUUGCCUAAAAUUCAAAGUUUUAGUAACUACAGUUUAUGUAUUUGAUUUGUCAGAGAGAUCUGUGUGCCUCAUGGUCUGAUAAAUCAUCAAUAGGAUAUAGAUUUGUGUUGGUUGCUUCCAGCUGUUUGAAUUUAACACCUGCAGAUUCAGACAGUAGACAUAUGUGUACAUUUGUGAGCUGUGUACAUUUUAGCAUGUAACACAGUAACGCUAAAUUUAUUAAUUAUUCAGUUAUUCCAGUCACACACACAGAGGAUAGUUCCAGCAAAUCACACUUUACUUUUAUAUAACUAAGUGAGGUGAGUGGUCACACACAGUUGCAUUAGUUACACUCGGUAGCUGUCCUCAGGUUGAAGAGUCCUGAGCUCCACGUAGCAAUUAUCUAUUUUAUACUUUAUUCUAAUAACAAGUGAUGUGUAAGUUGAUGCACUUAUUAUAGCAAAUAAUAAUCAUUUUCAUCAUCAUCAUCAUUGUUGCAAAAUUUAAAUGUAACCUCAUUAUUUGUGGUUUUAAUCAUUGUGUCAUUACUGUGCACAUGGAUGUUGUUCAGCUUUACUGCAAAUUUAAAUAAAGACUACUGCCAAAAUAUAGAAA
Messenger RNA from Oreochromis aureus, 6331 nucleotides. Its product is annotated as immunoglobulin superfamily member 1-like. Bases 168 to 5288 code for a protein of 1706 amino acids. The record is from RefSeq and is a predicted model, not a curated record. The transcript has 22 exons. Gene Ontology annotation, cellular component: membrane. Lineage: Eukaryota; Metazoa; Chordata; Actinopteri; Cichliformes; Cichlidae.